Molecule: messenger RNA, 603 nt
Organism: Fusarium sp. VM40
Lineage: Eukaryota; Fungi; Ascomycota; Sordariomycetes; Hypocreales; Nectriaceae
Source: the annotation of a GenBank genome assembly
AUGUGUCGAGGCGAGAACGUGCAGUGCAAGGAGUGCUUCCGACUAACUCCCCGGGUCGUCCAACUCUGCAUCCGUGGAGAGCUGAUGGUGACUUGUCCCGAGACUAUCAUCGAGGGCGUCAGUCUGGAAAAGGAAGAAUGUAGACUAUGCCGGUACGGCAACUCCAAGGGUAAAGUUAUCAUGCCUCCUUCGGUAUUUGCAAAUACUAAUGAUUAUGACAGGGAAGCUUGGAGGGCCGACAAAGAGCAACCCAUGCCGCAGCCAGUCCAUAGGUUUCGGCGCCUGAAAUACCAAGACAAUGGUAAUUCUUCUAAGAGUAAAGAUGGCAAGGACGAAGAGUCUUCUAUCUUUACGCCUUUCGAAGAAUCGCAGGUGGAUGUGCAAGUCCACAGUCUUAUAACAUACAGUCACAAGUCUAAGGAAUGGCCUUCAUUGGACAAUAAAGUGCACGUCAACAAUCACCAGACUCGACUCGAUUUUCCCGAGGAACAGAUUAUGGAAGAAUCUGUCCUGGUGAAACCUUCUGAACGGGACAUUCCAUUCUUUAGCAAAGGGGAAGAAAUCAUCAAGCUGUCGUACCACACGACCGCUUGUGAGGGAUAG